UCGGUGAUACGCAACCGUUAAACGUUCAUCACAUUGCACAAACGCCUUGCAAAAUAAAAAUCCAAGCCUAAUAUUAGACCGUCGGCAGGAAUUUAAAAUAAUCACCGCGGCCAGUGGACAUUUAAUUUUAGUCUUUUGGCAAUACGUGAGAAAACUACCCGACACUUGUGCGCGCGAUGAUCCGUAUCCAAUCUGUAGAUAAUAAUUAUUAUUGGCCGUAAUUGAAAACGACACCCGAGGUUUUUGGCUUUCGCCAUGGCUUUUUGAAUAUAUAGUGAUCAAAUGUCAAUUAGCAGCAGCGUCGCGGUCGGAUCUAUCGUCGCUAUUUCCAGCAAGAUGGAGCUGAAAGAAAUACCCCGAAAAAAGGCCCAAUUGAUCGCCCAAGUAGACCAGAAAAGGGGCGGAGUAAACGCAGUCCUGAUGGCCAAUUUUGUAAGAGUAUUGGCACAAGUCAAGUUUUCGGAGCCCCUCAAUACCAAGUACGGCCCUUCGUGGUGUGUGCUGAUUGACGCGGCAUAGCAAACUAAAAGUUAUGCUGUGUGGGAGCUGCGGGAAUUGCAUACUUUGGACUGUCAACGUUAUAAAGCGGAAAAGGUUGGCGAGCCCGUACAAGCGGCGUCCGCCAAUGGAUCAACGGUCCCCCUGUUUGACUAUUCCAAGGGACGUGAUCCCGAAGCGGGCGACUAUGACCCGAUACAACAUAGGAAACUGGAACAUCCAACAUCGGACAUGGACACCCUUAUUCAUUUGCUUAAGGGUAGUUUGGGCAGCGGAAUCUUGGCCAUGCCGCUGGCGUUCGCCCACGCGGGACUUUACCUUGGCCUCUUCUCAACCUUCGCCAUAGGCGUAAUCUGCACCUACUGCGUCCACAUAUUGGUGAAGAGCGCACAAGAACUAUGCAGAAGGACCCGCGUUCCGUCCCUGGGAUUUGCCGAGGUGGCCGAAGCCGCUUUCUUAGCCGGCCCAGCUGGUUUCAAACCAUGGGCGAAAUUUGCCAAAGCUAUGAUUAACCUAUUUCUCGUGAUAGAUCUACUAGGCUGCUGCUGCGUAUACAUAGUGUUCGUCGCCAAGAACACUAAGCAAGUGGUCGACUUUUAUGCACCCCCCGAAUAUGUUUUCGACAUAAGACUGUACAUGGCCGCGAUGUUGCCGCUUCUUCUGCUGAUUAACAUGAUCAGAAAUCUCAAGUAUCUUUCGCCCUUGUCUAUGGUGGCCAACAUCCUCGUCGCCACUUGUAUAUCCAUCACUUUCUAUUACGUAUUCUCUGAUUUGCCCAGUUUCGAUUCGCGACCGGCCGCCGAACAUAUCACCAAACUGCCCGUGUUUUUCGGCACCGCCAUUUUCGCGUUGGAAGGCAUUGGCGUAGUCAUGCCGCUUGAGAACAACAUGAAAAAUCCCCAUCACUUUAUCGGGUGUCCGGGAGUCCUUAACAUCGGUAUGUUCUUUGUCGUGUGUCUAUACGCCGCCACUGGAUUUUUUGGCUUUCUGAAAUACGGCGACGCUACCGAAGGCAGCAUCACGUUGAACCUUCCCCAGGACCAAGUGUUGGCCCAGUCAGUAAAAUUGAUGAUCGCUGUCGCGAUCUUCUUCACUUACGCGCUCCAAUUCUUCGUGCCCAUGGAUAUAAUUUGGAAAGCGCUGAAAAACAAUUUCAGCGCUAGCAAACAAAACCUCGCUAAUUACUCCAUCAGAAUUUCCCUAGUUUUCCUGACCGUUGUGGUGGCCAUCGUGGUGCCCGACCUAGGCGGAUUCAUCUCGCUCGUCGGAGCCGUCUGUCUGUCGAUGCUGGGACUUAUUUUCCCUGCCAUCAUCGACUUGGUGACCUUUUACGAAGACCCCGGUCUGGGCAGCUUUAACUGGCGGUUGUACAAGAACCUGGCGUUAGUGCUUUUCGGCCUUGUCGGUUUUCUCACGGGCACAUACGUCAGCAUUAUAGAGAUCAUAGAAAGUUUGUCGUCGUAGUGGCUGGGGGAGCCUAUAUAUAAAACGACACUGAGGCGUCAACAAUCCAUCCUCUGAUCAGGGAGUCGUUACCGACAAGGGGGUUUCCAGCCGGCUGAAACCCGGUUUAAUCUCGCACUGCACAAAAUUUAAAUAGUUGACCACUAUAGUGGUGGAUUCCCUGUUUAGAAUUAGUUAGCGAAUUCGCUCUGCGCUCCCAGAAUAUGCUAUACGUGAAACCCGAAUCAAACUGAACGAUUUGAGUUGAGUUUGAAGUUGAUAUAGACACGACGCGACAUAUACGCAAAUUUUAAAAUUACAUUUCCGUGACGAUCUUUUGCUCCUGGUAAUUUGACAAUCAAAAUAUAUCGAUUUUGUUCUUUUUAUUUAUCUAUCCGCUUGUCCUUUUUGUUUCAUUUAAGCACUCGAGGAUCAAGAAAGGAAAGAAUGCAGCUUCUGGGUGCACAGUUUGAAUUUAGAAUACGCCGACGCCUUGGUGUUACAAUAUUUAACUGUAGAUUAGACUGUAGUUCCAUCUGUGAUUUUUGUAUACAGGUAGAACAAUAUUUAAACAUCUUCGCGAUUCAGAAUGAACUAGGUAUCUACUGGGAAACAUAUUGACAAAAGGAGACUAUAAUCUCUGGGCAAUAGGAAGAUUUUUUAGAAUGACAAUAAUUAGCGGUCAAAAUUAAAAGAAUUAAUUUCUGUAAUUCAGUAUUUUUCAUUACCUUACAGGUAGUUAUCGUUGCGAGUGUAGUGAGAACGUCAUUGGCCAUUCAUUUAUUAUUUAUGUUUUAUACGUUUUGUGAUUUUUCUAGCGUCUAAGUGAGCUCGACGGUUAGAGUAUCCCGUUCCUUGAUCGGGACGAGGCGAACGAAAAGCUUUUAUGGUUCCAAAGGAACCGUUGAGACUUUGUGCCUUAUUUUUGGUCUCCCUUCCGGGAGUGGGAGACCGGUUUACAUCCUUUUCCCUCACCUACGUUCCUUGCACAAUCACACACAGACAAGAACUACGCAUACCAUGUGACUCAGGUCGUUGCCAUCAAAAUGCAUUUUGAAAUCCUAUUCGGAAAAUAACGGAAAUCCCCCCUGAAAAAUUUAAUGUGUAACUACCAAAACACGUGGGGCCGUGGGGAAAUGACAAUAUUGCAACACGAAUUUAAAACAACGGAAAAUUCUUUAAUUUCAGUUUUGGAAAGGACCUGAGUCACGAUAAGUAUGUAGCUUAUAAUAUUUAUUUAAGCCGUCGAACAUUAAAGGAAAUCUCAAUAUUUUUUAUUAAGUUUUGAAGUUUUAUAUUGCUUGUUGGGUGACUUUAUUUAUUAACUAUAACUAGUAAGUGAGCUGCCCUCUGUGUGUGAGUCUAAAUCUGGAAGCCCUCAACGUGAGGGGUUCAACCAAGUUCCAAAAGUUUUAUACUGGUUAAGUACCUAAAUUAUAGUGCCUAUAUGUUAAUCAUAUAUGUACCUAUUAUUUGAAAAAUAAAUACGUCGUUUUCAAUAA
Molecule: messenger RNA, 3443 nt
Organism: Cylas formicarius (sweet potato weevil)
Lineage: Eukaryota; Metazoa; Arthropoda; Insecta; Coleoptera; Brentidae
Product: proton-coupled amino acid transporter-like protein pathetic
Exons: 6
Coding region: 730-1962 (410 amino acids)
Biological process (GO): amino acid transmembrane transport
Cellular component (GO): vacuolar membrane
Molecular function (GO): amino acid transmembrane transporter activity
Source: RefSeq, a predicted model, not a curated record